AUGACUAUGCUCAGCUACAUUCGACCAGCCGCCGGUAAAGAUCUCGUCGCGGCUACUAACGACGACGAUGAUUCAUGGGAGGUGAGAGCCUUCGCGGAGGACACCAGUAACAUCAUGGGAACCACCUGGCCGCCUCGGUUCUACGCCUGCAGCUUCUGCAGGCGUCAGUUCCGGUCAGCACAGGCACUCGGCGGCCACAUGAACGUUCACCGUCGUGACCGUGCUAGAGCUCAGAUGCAGGCACGACCAGCUGCUCAGCAUCCAAUUAUAUUUGCGGAGGCGGCAGCGGGUGGUGGUGGCGGCGGAUUUUGCUUCGUCUACCCGGUGGUGGCUGGGCCUGCAGGUCAGACCCGGCCAUCAACCAAGGACUCUUCUUCUUCCACCUUCUUCUCCUUGUCAUCAUCAUCAUCUUAUAAUAAUGUUGGGACGAUUAGUUUUGGUGCUUCUGCUUCUGCUUCUGAUUUCUCGUUGAUCAGAACGACCAGCAGUGAUGAUCAUAGCAAAGAUGAGAACGACGAGGAGGAAUUGACCAUUGAAGAGGUGGAUUUGGAGCUUCGGCUUGGUUGCUGA
Dendrobium catenatum is the source of this 570-nucleotide messenger RNA. Its product is annotated as zinc finger protein 4-like. Lineage: Eukaryota; Viridiplantae; Streptophyta; Magnoliopsida; Asparagales; Orchidaceae. The coding region runs from base 1 to 570 and encodes 189 amino acids. The record is from RefSeq and is a predicted model, not a curated record. The transcript has a single exon.